CACUUGAUAUAACGCUAAUUACUUAUUCCUCAUGUUCACCAAUUACGUAAAUAAGAUAAAAAAAAAGUUACCCGUUUAACCGAGUGAUCGUUAAACUGAUACAUAUGCAUAGGAAAAGAAGUCGACUAAUUACGCAUUACGAUAUAAAAUGGACAUGAAGUUCAGUAACGUGACGUUGGACACGCAAGAUUGGUCGACUUCUUCACGGACACGUUAUACAUGAUUAUGCAAGUCCGUCUGGAUAAAUCUUUAAGCACAUUUCCUGUUCUAUUCCGAUAUAUAGAAUUCGUAGAAGGACGGAUGUGUCACACUAUAUACUUGACGCAGUUGUGCCACGUUUCUCUGAAGUUUAUCGCAGCACAGUGAUUCGUUUCUUCCCUGCAGGCCGGAUUGAAGCGGAUCUAGCUUGAUUCAGUGACUACAUUUCGACGAGGAUGGAAAGCGAGAAGUAUUCGACGGCCGAUCGUAAGCUGAAGACCUACUUGGCGUACAGUGUCGUUCUCUUAGUUUUUUUCGCCUUCGCCGCGUUCAAGGCGACAAAAGACAGGACGAUUGUGUCGGUGAUCGCGACCACCUUCGUCGCGUCCGUCUUCCUCGUGAUCUUCCUGCUCUGCGACGUGACGCUACGCCUGUGCCAGACGCUGGUCUCUUUCACCACUGACGUGGGCCAGCAUUCCGAGGAGAGCUUCUGGUCAGUGGCGAAAUAUCACUUCUCUCUGAAUACCUUGUCGGCGACAAUCGUCAUCGUUGCCACAUUGCUGUUCCUGGGCUUGAGCAUCACCAUUCGCGGGUGCCCUUUGAGGAUGAGUAACCUGGCAGAAUGGGAGACAGGAUCGCUGUCUGAUCUUAGUGCUAUGAAGGGUCUGGAUUAUGGCACGGGUAUGGCGUAUAAUUUCUACUAUGGCUACCUGCGGCUUACCUUACCAUCCAGUGAAACCAGCAGGAAGGGCAUAAUUGAGAAAAUCGAAAACUUUGAGGACUAUCACAAUGUGACAUUUCCAGUACACAAGCUAUUUCUUUUAAUACCAACUUCUGGGUACAUCCCACCAGACUUAAAAGAAGCAUCCUGUCAGUGGAUGGAAAAUAUACAUGAGCUGGAGGAGGAGAAACGUAACCGGGCUGGGAAUAUAGGCAGGACGUAUCGCAACAAUGCCUACAAGAUAUAUCCUGAAGGAAGAAAGUCGGGUAAUAAACCGGUAUAUAUAGUGGUGGAAGGUGCGACACCUUUGUUAACAUACUACGAAGUACAGAAACACAAUCAUUCUGAAUCUGCUGUAUAUAGACAAUAUAAACCUAAGAUUAUCGAGAGAUUUUAUACUAAACUACAAGAAAUUUUGCAAAGCAACCCAGAAACCAGGGAUUUGUGUGAAUUAAUUUAUUAUGACGAUUUCGACGCGAAAGGAAACAAAGUUAACGUUGCAAUGAUACUCUUGGAAAGAAUAUCAAAAAUAAAUUCUGCAUAAGUAUUGAAAGAAAUUAGGCAACGUAUGUCCUAAAUUGUGAUAAAUUUUAUAAACAUAUAUCUGAUAAUGCACUAUGUCAAUGUUUAUACCCUAUUCUACAUUUAUGUAUACAGUUUAAAAACUGUUAUAAAUUAACCCAAUAUUUAU
Messenger RNA from Trachymyrmex cornetzi, 1610 nucleotides. RefSeq names its product transmembrane protein sting (gene Sting). Gene Ontology annotation, biological process: positive regulation of type I interferon production; autophagosome assembly; activation of innate immune response. The record is from RefSeq and is a predicted model, not a curated record. Gene Ontology annotation, cellular component: endoplasmic reticulum membrane; autophagosome. Gene Ontology annotation, molecular function: 2',3'-cyclic GMP-AMP binding; cyclic-di-GMP binding. NCBI's taxonomy places the organism in Eukaryota, Metazoa, Arthropoda, Insecta, Hymenoptera, Formicidae. The transcript is spliced from 2 exons. The coding region runs from base 435 to 1463 and encodes 342 amino acids.